This is a messenger RNA of Fukomys damarensis (Damara mole-rat), 23433 nucleotides long. RefSeq names its product dystonin (gene Dst). Lineage: Eukaryota; Metazoa; Chordata; Mammalia; Rodentia; Bathyergidae. Gene Ontology annotation, cellular component: plasma membrane; intercalated disc; cytoskeleton. The transcript has 102 exons. The record is from RefSeq and is a predicted model, not a curated record. Bases 203 to 23119 code for a protein of 7638 amino acids. Gene Ontology annotation, molecular function: keratin filament binding; calcium ion binding; microtubule binding. Gene Ontology annotation, biological process: intermediate filament bundle assembly; hemidesmosome assembly; wound healing.
UGUUUCUCCUGUCCUGGUGGGGGAGCCAAACACUCUAGAUUGGUAACGGGGAGGCUGUUGAUUCUGGCUUUAUUGUUGGGUCAGUCAUUUGUGAGCUGGUGGCCAGAUAGCAGGCCACACACUUCUGUGCAAAGAUCUUCAUGUCUUGGAACUGCCUGAAUAUUGUUUCUACUAUCGGAGACUUGGCCGAGGCCGAGAAAAGAUGAGUUCCGGGAACGCAUCCUAUCGCUGCUCUAUGUCUUCCUCUGCGGAUUUUUCUGACGAAGAUGAUUUCAGCCAGAAAUCUGGCUCAGCAUCUCCAGCUCCUGGAGACACCUUACCCUGGAAUUUACCUAAACAUGAGCGAUCCAAAAGAAACAUUCAAGGGGGCUCUGUGCUGGACCCUGCUGAGAGGGCGGUGCUUAGGAUAGCAGAUGAACGGGACAAAGUGCAAAAGAAAACAUUUACAAAAUGGAUAAAUCAGCAUCUCAUGAAGGUUCGAAAACAUGUGAAUGAUCUCUAUGAAGACUUAAGGGAUGGACACAAUUUGAUCUCUCUCUUAGAGGUUCUUUCUGGAGAUACCUUGCCAAGGGAGCGAGAUUUUUUGAAGACCUUACGAUUGGUGAGUUCAACAGAAGCAUGUGAAUAUGAACAGCAUGAGGAUGUGGAGGAUGAGGAUAAGGGGCCCAGAGAGAAAGGUCGGAUGCGUUUUCACAGAUUACAGAAUGUACAGAUUGCACUGGACUAUUUGAAAAGACGCCAGGUGAAAUUAGUGAAUAUUAGAAAUGAUGAUAUAACAGAUGGAAAUCCCAAAUUAACCUUGGGACUAAUCUGGACAAUAAUUUUGCACUUUCAGAUAUCUGAUAUCCAUGUUACUGGAGAGUCAGAAGAUAUGUCUGCAAAAGAGAAAUUGCUACUGUGGACACAGCAGGCAGCAGAGGGUUAUGCUGGAAUACGGUGUGAAAAUUUCACUACCUGCUGGAGAGAUGGAAAACUAUUUAAUGCCAUCAUCCAUAAAUACAGGCCGGACCUGAUAGACAUGAAUACUGUUGCUGUUCAAAGCAACCUUGCAAAUUUAGAGCAUGCUUUUUAUGUAGCAGAGAAAAUUGGUGUUAUAAGACUUCUGGACCCUGAAGAUGUCGAUGUCUCCUCCCCUGAUGAAAAAUCAGUUAUAACCUAUGUGUCAUCUCUUUAUGAUGCAUUUCCCAAAGUCCCUGAGGGUGAUGAAGGCAUCAGUGCAAAUGAUGUUGACAUCAAAUGGAUUGAAUACCAGAAUAUGGUGAACUACCUCAUCCAGUGGAUUAGACACCAUGUGGCCACAAUGUCUGAGAGAAAAUUUCCUAAUAAUCCUGUAGAACUAAAGGCACUUUAUGAUCAGUAUUUACAGUUUAAAGAAACAGAAAUCCCACCAAAGGAGACAGAAAAAUCAAAAAUUAAACGCCUCUAUAAAUUGUUAGAGAUUUGGAUAGAAUUUGGGCGCAUCAAACUCCUUCAAGGUUAUCAUCCAAAUGACAUAGAGAAAGAGUGGGGGAAACUCAUUAUCGCCAUGCUUGAGAGGGAGAAGGCACUUCGCCCUGAAGUAGAGAGGUUGGAAAUGCUCCAACAGAUUGCCAGCCGCGUCCAGAGGGACAGUGUCAUCUGUGAAGACAAACUGUUACUCUCCCGGAGUGCUCUCCAGUCUGAUUCCAAAAGACUAGAAUCAGGGCUGCAGUUUCAGAAUGAAGCAGAAAUUGCCGGGUACAUACUUGAAUGUGAGAAUCUUUUACGCCAGCAUGUUAUUGAUGUACAGAUUCUUAUUGAUGGAAAAUACUACCAGGCAGAUCAAUUGAUACAUAGGGUUGCAAAACUGCGUGAUGAGAUUUUGGCCUUAAGAAAUGAGUGUUCCUCCGUGUAUAGCAAAGGACGCAUGCUGACAACAGAACAGACGAAGCUCAUGAUAUCAGGAAUUUCUCAAAGUUUAAACUCAGGGUUUGCACAGACCUUAAACUCCACUCUGAACUCAGGGCUGCCCCAGAGUUUAACACCUUCCCUGACCUCUUCUAGUGUGACGUCUGGCCUGUCAUCAGGGAUGACUUCUUGCCUAACUCCAUCUGUCACUCCGGCUUAUACACCUGGUUUCCCAUCAUGUUCAAUUCCAAACUUUAGCUCAGGAGUAGAGCCAAAUUCGUUGCAGUCUCUAAAAUUCAUGCAGAUCCGAAAACCCCUUCUAAAGUCAUCUUUGCUGGCUCAGAAUUUAACAGAAGAGGAAGUCAACAUGAAAUUUGUUCAGGAUCUUUUGAAUUGGGUUGAUGAGAUGCAGGUGCAGCUGGAUCGGACUGAGUGGGGCUCAGAUUUACCAAGUGUUGAAAGCCAUUUAGAAAAUCAUAAAAAUGUUCACCGAGCUAUAGAAGAAUUUGAAUCUAGCUUUAAAGAAGCUAAAGUCAGUGAGAUUCAAAUGACAGCACCUUUUAAGCUAACUUACUCAGAAAAGCUGCACAGAUUAGAGAGCCAGUAUGCAAAACUCUUGAAUACAUCCAGGAAUCAAGAACGACACCUUGACACACUCCAUAAUUUUGUAACUCGUGCAACUGAUGAACUUAUUUGGUUGAAUGAAAAAGAAGAAGAGGAAGUUGCUUAUGACUGGAGUGAGAGAAAUACCCACAUAGCCCGGAAAAAAGAUUACCAUAUUGAAUUAAUGCGAGAACUUGAACAAAAGGAAGAAAAUAUUAAAUCAGUUCAGGAGAUAGCAGAGCAGCUUCUUCUAGAAAAUCAUCCAGCCCGUUUAACCAUUGAGGCCUACAAGGCAGCGAUGCAGACGCAGUGGAGCUGGAUCCUGCAGCUCUGCCAGUGUGUGGAACAGCACAUAAAGGAGAACACUGCAUAUUUUGAGUUUUUCAAUGAUGCCAAAGAAGCUACUGAUUACUUAAAGAAUCUGAAAGAUGCCAUUCAGCGGAAGUACAGCUGUGAUAGAUCAAGCAGCAUUCACAAGCUGGAAGACCUUGUUCAGGAAUCAAUGGAGGAGAAAGAAGAGCUUCUGCAGUACAAGAGCACAGUAGCAAGCCUGAUGGGGAGAGCCAAAACCAUAAUUCAGCUCAAGCCGAGGAAUCCUGACUGUCCACUCAAAACUUCUGUUCCCAUCCAAGCUAUAUGUGACUACAGACAAAUCGAGAUAACUAUUUACAAAGAUGAUGAAUGUGUUUUGGCAAACAACUCUCAUCGUGCUAAAUGGAAGGUCAUUAGUCCUACUGGGAAUGAGGCUAUGGUUCCGUCUGUGUGCUUCACUAUUCCUCCACCAAACAAAGAAGCAGUUGACUUCGCAAACAGAAUUGAGCAACAAUAUCAGAAUGUCCUAACUCUUUGGCAUGAAUCUCACAUAAACAUGAAGAGUGUAGUGUCCUGGCAUUAUCUCAUCAAUGAAAUUGAUAGAAUUCGAGCUAGCAACGUGGCUUCAAUAAAAACCAUGUUGCCUGGUGAGCACCAGCAGGUUCUGAGUAAUCUACAGUCCCGUUUUGAAGAUUUUCUGGAAGAUAGCCAGGAGUCCCAAAUAUUUUCUGGCUCAGAUAUAACACAACUGGAAAAAGAAGUUAGUGUAUGUAAGCAGUAUUAUCAAGAACUUUUGAAAUCUGCAGAAAGAGAGGAGCAAGAGGAAUCAGUUUAUAAUCUGUACAUCUCUGAAGUUAGAAACAUUAGACUUCGGUUAGAGAACUGUGAAGAUCGGCUGAUUAGACAGAUCCGAACUCCCUUGGAAAGAGAUGAUUUGCAUGAAAGUGCAUUCAGAAUCACAGAGCAGGAGAAACUAAGGAAAGAGCUGGAACGACUUAAAGAUGAUUUGGGAUCAAUCACAAAUAAGUGUGAAGAAUUCUUCAGUCAGGCCGCAGCUUCUCCAUCUGUGCCCACCCUACGAUCUGAGCUCAGUGUGGUCAUUCAGAACAUGAACCAAGUCUACUCCAAGUCUUGCACAUACAUAGAGAAGUUGAAAACGGUCAAUUUGGUAUUAAAAAACACUCAAGCUGCAGAAGCCCUUGUAAAACUCUAUGAAACCAAACUGUGUGAAGAAGAAGCAGUUAUAGCUGACAAGAAUAAUAUUGAGAACCUAAUAAGUACUUUAAAGCAAUGGCGAUCUGAAGUAGAUGAAAAGAGAGAGGUGUUCCAUGCUCUGGAGGAUGAGUUGCAGAAAGCAAAAGCCAUCAGUGAUGAAAUGUUUAAGACAUACAAAGAACGGGACCUUGAUUUUGACUGGCACAAAGAGAAGGCAGAUCAGUUAGUCGAAAGGUGGCAAAAUGUUCACGUGCAGAUCGACAACAGGUUACGAGACUUGGAGGGCAUCGGGAAAUGCCUAAAGUACUACAGAGACACCUAUCAUCCUUUAGAUGAUUGGAUCCAGCAGGUUGAAACUACGCAGAGAAAGAUUCAGGAGAAUCAGCCUGAAAAUAGCAAAACCUUAGCUACUCAGUUGAAUCAGCAGAAGAUGCUGGUAUCUGAAAUAGAGAUGAAACAGAACAAAAUGGAUGAAUGUCAAAAGUAUGCAGAACAGUACUCAGCUACAAUAAAGGACUAUGAAUUGCAAACUAUGACCUACUGGGCCAUGGUGGAUUCGCAGCAGAAAUCUCCAGUGAAACGCCGGAGAAUGCAGAGCUCAGCAGAUGUCAUUAUUCAAGAGUUCAUGGACCUUCGGACACGGUACACUGCUCUGGUCACACUCAUGACACAAUAUAUUAAAUUUGCUGGUGAUUCAUUAAAAAGACUGGAAGAGGAGGAGAAAUCACUGGAAGAAGAAAAGAAAGACCAUGUUGAAAAAGCCAAAGAAUUGCAGAAAUGGAUAUCAAAUAUCAGCAAGACACUGAGAGAUGAAGAGAAGGCUCGAAAGUCUCCCUUCUCUGAUCAAAAGAUUCCCUGUGAAGAAUUAUCAUCCAAGAAGGAACAGUUAUCUGAAGCACUUCAAACUAUGCAGCUUUUUCUGUCUAAACAUGGAGACAAAAUGACAGGAGAAGAAAGAAGGGAAUUGGAAGAACAAGGGAAAACUCUUCAAGAAGGGUAUAAUUUAUUAUUUAGUGAAUCUCUGAAACAACUGGAACAAUCACAAACCUCAGGAGAUUUAAAUGCAGAGGAGAAGCUGGAUAAAGUGAUUGCAGGCACCAUUGAUCAGGCAACUGGAGAAGUCCUUUCAGUCUUUCAGGCAGUUUUAAGAGGCCUCAUUGACUAUGACACAGGAAUCAGGUUGCUUGAGACACAGUUGCUGAUUUCUGGUCUAAUUUCACCAGAAUUAAGAAAAUGUUUUGACCUCAAAGGUGCCAAAAUUCAUGGCCUUAUUGAUGAACAAAUUCUGUGCCAACUCAAAGAACUAAAUAACGCUAAGGAGAUUAUUUCUGCUUCAUCAUCUAGCAAAAUUCCUGUACUAGAUGCUUUGGCUCAAGGCAUGAUAUCAGAGUCCAUGGCCAUUAAAGUUCUUGAGAUCCUGUUUUCCACUGGAUUUCUGGUCAUCCCAUCCACUGGAGAACACUUGACUCUGCAGAAGGCUUUCCAGCAGAACUUGGUUUCCUCAGCAUUAUUUUCCAAAGUCCUGGAAAGGCAAAAUACGUGCAAAGAUCUUAUUGAUCCCUGCACCUCUGAGAAGGUGUCUUUAAUAGAUAUGGUACAAAGAAGUAUUUUUCAAGAAAAUACUGGAAUGUGGCUUCUCCCUGUGAGACCGCAAGAAGGGGGUAGAAUAACAUUAAAAUGUGGAAGAAGCAUAAGCAUUCUAAGAGCAGCUCACGAGGGUCUGAUAGACCGUGAGACCAUGUUUCGGUUAUUAGGUGCUCAGCUUCUGUCUGGCGGUCUGAUCGAGUGUGCCUCUGGCCAGAAGUUGACUGUUGAAGAAGCGUUGGCAGAGGGCGUGAUUGAUGGAAAUACUGCUCACAGUAUUCUCACCUACCAGGUUCAGACGGGUGGCAUCAUCUGCUCCAACCCAGCUAAGCGCUUGACUGUGGAUGAAGCAGUGCAGUGUGACUUAAUCACUUCCAGCAGUGCUCUCUUGGUCCUGGAGGCUCAGCGAGGCUAUGUUGGCCUUAUUUGGCCCCACUCUGGUGAAAUAUUCCCCACAUCUUCUUCCUUGCAGCAAGAGUUAAUUACAAAUGAAUUGGCUUACAAAAUUCUGAAUGGCAGGCAGAAAAUAGCAGCUCUCUAUAUUCCAGAAAGUUCUAAAGUCAUUGGUUUGGAUGUUGCUGAGCAGCUGGGAGUUAUAGAUAACAAUACAGCAUCGAUUUUAAAAAAUAUAGUACUGCCAGAUAAAAUGCCAGAUAUAGGAGAUUUAGAAACUUGUAAAAAUGCCAGAAGAUGGCUCUCUUUUUGUAAAUUUCAACCAUCUACAGUUCAUGAUUACAGGGAAGAAGACAAUGUUUUUGAUGGAGAAGAGCCAGUGGCAACUCGGAACUCAGAACAGACUAAGAAAUUAUUUCUAUCUUAUUUGAUGGUUAAUAGCUAUAUGGAUGCAAACACAGGACAGAGGCUUUUGCUAUACGAUGGAGACUUGGAGGAGGCUGUUGGUAUGCUCCUAGAAGGCUGCGGUGCUGAAUUUGGUGAAGACACACCCAUGAAAGACAGCCUUGAUGUCUUAGGUUUCCCUGGUCUAUAUCUUAAUCUUGCUUUGGGUAAAGAAAAGAAUGAAUGUACAGCUUCACCGACAGGGUCAGGUAAAUGUCAUUCCAGAGAACCUGGACAUAGAGAGACUCCUAAAAAUCAAAAGGGUGCCAUAGAUGAAAAGUUUGAUGAAGUAGGAAGGAAUGCUAUCAGUAGCAAAUUUUGUCAGUCAGAAAACAUGGCAAAUAUAGCAACUGAUCAGGAAGUUAACACUUCACUUAGCAUGUGCAUUCCCAACCCUGUGUCAUUUGUAAAACAGACUGAACCUACAGAAUGUAGCAUGCUUAGACAUGAUUCUGAAAAUAUGUUUAAAAAUUGUGAAAAUCAAAGUCAAAAUUUUGCAAAUGAUUUGAUAACAAGUCCUGUUAUGAAAUCAAAAACCGGUAAACUCUGUGAUGUGAGUGAAACCAGGAAUGAGGAUAACUUAAACCAGGAUUCAUCCUUCUUUGACUAUUCCCCCAGGCUAAGUACCUUAUUAAGUCAUGAUAAAUUGAGGCAUAAUCAAAAAAGUUUUAAUGAUGUGCACACCACAGAGAGCAGUGGAAAUCAGUGUGAAGCCUCCUUAUCAUUCAGCGACCAAAGCAUGUUAUCAGAUCAAAGAAUGGGAGAAAGUUUUCAAGACCAGUUUCUUGGAAUUGCAGCUAUUAACAUCACUUUACAAGGAGAACAAGGUGAACAGAAAUCUUUAAAUAUUGCUUGUCGUAAUCCUCAAGUACAAUAUCCCAGUGAUAAAUACGUGUCCGAUACUGUUGAUGAGAAUGAACACAUGCAUACUGCUUCUCAGCAGAAACCUACCGGCAAGAAAAAGGAAUCUGAAAUGGAAGAGUUACUCCAUGUGAUGAACCUAGGGUGCAGUACCGACGAUGCCAGUGCAUCUCAUAUCUGUGGUACACCUGUGCGUGAAGAAACCAUCAGUGCUGGUGACUAUGAAACGUCACUGCUGGAUGGUCAGCAGAGUGAUGCAGGAGCAGACACCGAUAGUGAUGACGAUUUUUAUGAUAGCCCCUGGUUUGAAGAUGACGACCAUGAUUCUCUUCUUCUCGACGGUGAUAACCGAGAUUGUCUUCAGCCUGAGGACUGUGACACACUGCAAGAGGAAAAUGAUGGGAUGGUUCUUCCUAUUGAUGUUUUUUAUGAUAUUUCAAAGGAGAAUGAAAGCUCUCUGGUUCCCCAGGGAGAACCAGCUGGCAGUGUAAAUAUAAGGGACAGAGCACAGUAUCUUCAAGAUUUUCUCAAAGGUAUUGGGAAAGUUGAAUUAGAUUCUGGUGACAGAAAACAUUUAAGUUCGUUUGUCUCAGACAACGUGAAUGAAUGGUCAGUGGAAAUGUUAUCAGAAAGGGAACACACAGAUUACCUUGAAGGUGGUGAGUCUGACUCAUUGACUGAUUGUGAAGUUGUAGGAAGUAAAGGGAGCUAUGGUGACUCAUUAGAAUUUGAUGACACUGGCAGUUGGAGAAGAAAAGAGUAUGUAAUUGGCCAAUCUGAUACUGACCAUUUUGAUUCUGUGCAAAGUGAACAAAGUUAUGGGGAUUAUACAUAUGACAGUAAUGAUCAAGAUGAUGAUGAUGACUAUGAUGUUGAUGGUGAUGAUGAAGAAGGAGGAGUGGGAGAUGAGAAUGGAAAAUCCAUGUGCCAAGAGAAAGCUGAAAGCAACCAGUUAUGUCCCAUGGCCGUAAAGCAAAAUAGUGAUGAAAAUCUAAGUAUUAAAAUGCGUCUCCUGGAUAAAAUGUGCAGUUCUUUAGAAACACAGCAAAGUGUAAGCAUUUUGCAAUUGGAAUCAACUAGUGAGAGCAGUUUAGUUACCGAAGGAAACCUUCAGGAACACACAACUGGGGUUGUUGGAAAAAGGAAAGAAAAUCUGCUGAGUCAUGAGGUAGUACUUACAGAUACAUUGCUGCCCAUCACUAAAGACACUGAAUCGGGAAAAAUCUUUGGUCCUGAAGGUAUUUUACAUAACAGUAUCAGUUCACCUUCUGAGUUAGAGAGUGUUUUAAUGAACACAAAUAUCAAGGUGACUAAAGUGCCAGAAUCUGUCUUUCUCGAGAAUGUGACUGCCAGAAUUAACCCAUCUUUUGAUAAAAUAAUUUGUUCUCAGCCUGAGUUAAUUGGGAAACCUAAGGAAAGCAAGUUGUCAUUCACAACUUUUGUAACUGGCAGAGAUCACCAAGGAAAUGGGAGAGAUCUAGGUAAAGGGAAAGAUGACAAAAUAAAUAUACCAAUGGAAGGUGCUGUGUCAGCGCAGAAAACACACUUAGGUAAAGAAGUAUUUACAGAAGGGCCAGAAGAAGAGGAAAAUGAGUAUCUCAAACUUUCACUUAAUAAAAGUGUAGGAGGGAGCCUCAAUUUAGUUAAAAGUCAGUAUCCAUUUCCACAAAUCACGAACAGUGAAGACCUUGGUCAGAAAGGAAGCCUUCAGAGGGUAACUGGAACUCUUAAAGAGGAAACAAAAAAUGUACAAACAGUGGUUAGUAAAAGCCCUGUUCAAUUUGAAGAUCUUGGAGAAAUAUUUGACACACCAGUUCCCAAGGUGAUCAGUUAUGACACUCCUUCAGGUGUUGUAUUGUCUGAAGGGAGUACCAUUGUUGAGAAAGAUUCAUUCACUGAUGGGCCUGAGAACGAGCUUGAUCUGCUUACUUUCCUAAAACAUGGUGCUAAAAAUACAAAAGUAAAAGAUGUGCUGAAACCAAGUGAAGACACCUGUAGCCAUGUUUUAAUAGCUGACUCGCCCAGGAGAGAUUUACAAUUAGGAGUUAACAAUACAAAAGAGAAUUUGACUCCUACUCAAGAAGACUGGCCUCUAAAUAAAAAGCUCCACCACACUGAUCUUAUUACUAAAGAAAAUGUCUCAGAAGGAGGAAGAGAAAUUCCUCACUUUACAUCAGAAAACAGUGAAGUCAUACUUCCAGUCUUGACCCUUAAAAAUGUGGAAGACCUUGAGGAAAAUACUGAUUGUAGUCAGUCCGAGAUCUGUAUAAAUGAAAUAAGGAAUGAUAACUCCAGUAAUACUUUAGAUACUGACUACUUAUUCUUAAAAAUUAACAAUAAGAACGAUGGAAUUGAGAAACAGCCACCAAGAGAACAAACUUUGUCUCUAGAAUACCACGAAAAGGUGAGACAGAUUACUGGAUUAUCUCAAGUAUUUGUGGAAAAUGUAAAGGAUGUCUUAAAAAGCCAGUUGAAAAGUACAAUGAAUCUUCAAGAGGUGGAUGACGCUUCAACUUGUGCAGACCCUGAAGCUUUAAUUCAAAUCUUAAUUAAAAAGAUUAGCUCAUUACAGUUGGUAAAUGAAAUAUCUCGUGUGCCCAGCAACUCUAAAAUCAGUGACUACCCUGGAGUCUCCCCCAUAAAUAAUUCAUCAGAACUAAAGGCAGAGAGUAGAGACGAUCCUUUCUAUAUUGCAAAUGUUAAUUCUGAACUUCUUGAUAUACUGAAGCAAAAUCAAUAUAGCCCGAAAAUUACAGGCGUGUUUGAGUUAUUGAGAGAGUUAACUCAGAUGGAGUAUGAUCCGGAGCAAAGUGAUAUUUCAUCUAAUGUACAACUUGAAAAUGCUUUUGAUAAGCUGCUUGCUGAUGGAUAUUCAGAAAAAGGAGAACAAAUGAGAACAAACUUGAGUCAAAAAGCAUGUACCCCUUCUGAGAUAGAGGAAGAAAAGCCACGCUUUUUUGGUGAUCUUAAAAGCAAGGAAGAAAACCACUGUUCCCCUAAUUCACAAACUAUAAAGGAAAUGCGACUAGAAAGGUCUGUUGUGUAUGCAGCAUCAUUACCAAGAAAUGAGAGGCUUGAAGACCUAUGCAGUGAUUUCCCAAACCAUUUGGGUUGUACUGCUGAAUUAAAAGAAAUUACUUCUGGAGAUAGCUCAAUGGAAAAAUUUUCCAAUGAAUUGCAGCAAUGUUUACAGCACACUGAAAAAAUGCAUGAGUAUUUAGCUUUGCUUCAAGAUAUGAAGCCUCCUUUAGACAACCAAGAGUCUGUGGAUAACAAUCUAGAAGCUUUGAAGAAUCAACUUAAACAGUUAGAGAUGUUUCAGUUGAGACUAUCUCCAGUUGCUGUGAUUUUAAGAAAGAGUAUGAAAUCGGCAGAAGACUUCUUAAAGUCUCUUCCUAGUGACUUUCCCAGAAAAUAUCUCGAGGAAUUGAGUCUAAGCCAUCAAAGUUUGCAGACUGCCUUUUCAUCCCUGAGCAAUGUGUCUUCAGAAAGAAUAAAACAGAUCAUACUUGCAAUUGACUCUGAAAUGUCCAAGCUAGAAGUUUCCUAUGAAGAAUUUCUGCAUAAAAUUAAGUCAUUUUCAGAAUGGAUAUCAGAGAGGAGCAGAUCUGUGACAUAUAUUGAGACUGUGAAGAUUGAAGAUACUAAACGUGUAAAGAAAACUUUGGAGUUUCUUAAGACUAUGUUAAGAGACCUUGGGCAUACCAAAAUGCAGCUGGAGACUACUGCCUUUGAAGUGCAGUUCUUCAUUUCUGAAUAUGCUCAAGAUCUGUCUCCCAACCAAAGCAGACAACUGCUGAGGCUCUUAAAUGCAACUCAGAAGUGUUUUCUUGAUGUGCAGGCAUCAGUAACUGUGCUGGUGGAACAUUUAGAGAUGCAGUUACAGCUAGAACAAGAUCUUGAUGAUCAGAAGACCAUGGCAGAGCGUCAGCAGGAGUACAGAGAGAAGCUCCAAGGGAUAUGUGAUCAUCUCACUCAAACUGAAAACCGCCUCAUCGGUCACCAGGAAGCCUUUGUGAUUGGAGAUGGCACAGUUGAGUUAAAGAAGUACAAGUCUGAGCAAGAGGAAUUCCAGAGAGAUAUGCAAAGAAAUGCACAAGCAUUGACAGAAAUAGUAAAAAAUACAGAGAACUUCCUAAAAGAGAAUGAUGAAAAGCUAUCACAAGAAGAUAAGGCUUUGAUGGAACAAAAACUUAGUGAAGCAAAGAUAAAGUAUGAGCAGCUUAAUUUGAAGGCAGAACAGUCGAAGAAGGAUCUGGAUAAAGUUGUGAAGACAGCAAUCAAGGAAGAAGCGGAAAAGGUUGCAGCUGUGAAGCAGCUGGAAGAGAGCAAAACCAAAAUUGAAAACCUUUUGGACUGGUUGUCGAACAUGGACGAAAUCUCAGAAAGGGCAGGGAUAAACAAACAGGUUGUUGAACAGAAUGGGACCCAUUUUGAUGAAGGUGAUGGCAAGGCAGUGAUUGGAGAAGAGGAUGAAGUUAACGGUAACCUGCUGGCAGCUGCUGUUGGUGCGCGCCUGAGGACCCCUGAGGAGAAUCUGAACCAGCAGUAUCAGAAGAUUAAGGCCCAACAUGAAGAGAUCAUCUCUCAGCACCAGGCGGUCAUCAUAGCCACGCAGUCUGCAGAAACAUUGCUUGAGAAACAGGGCCACUAUCUCUCUCCUGAGGAAAAAGAGAAACUGCAGAAAAACAUGAAGGAGCUGAAAGCAUAUUAUGAAAGCACACUGUCUGAGUCAGAGAAGAAAAUGAAGUUAACCCACUCCCUGCAGGAAGAAUUAGAAAAGUUUGAUGCUGAUUAUGGCGAGUUUCAGCACUGGCUACAGCAGUCAGAACAAGAACUUGAAAACUUGGAGGCGGGUGUGGACGAUUUCAGUGGCUUAUUGACCAAGCUGAACAGGCAGAAGAGUUUCUCAGAAGAUGUUAUUUCUCACAAAGGUGACUUGAGGUUCAUUACCAUUUCUGGAAACAGGGUCUUAGAGGCUGCCAAAUCUUGCAGUAAGAGAGAUGACAGCAAGGUUGACAAGGAUAAUGUUGACACUUCUGCAACCCACAAAGAAGUGCAGAGCAAGCUAGAUCAUGCUACGGAUCGGUUUAGGUCUCUCUACUUCAAGUGUAAUGUCCUUGGGAAUAAUCUUAAAGACUUGGUGGAUAAAUACCAACACUACGAGGAUGUUUCCUGUGGACUUUUGUCUGCACUCCAGGCUUCGGAGGCCCUGGCCAACAAACACUUAUUUGAACCUGUUGCUGUGGACCCCCAAAAUCUGCAGAGGCAGUUAGAAGAGACCAAGGCUCUCCAAGGACAGAUAUCAAGUCAGCAGGUUGCCGUGGAGAAACUGAAAAAAGGAGUUGAAGUGCUUUUAGAUGCCAGGGGAUCCUUACUUCCAGCCAAGAAUGAUAUCCAGAAAACACUGGAUGACAUUGUUGGGAGAUACGAUGAUCUGUCCAAGUCUGUUCAUGAGCGGAAUGAAAAACUCCAGAUAACCCUGACCCGCUCCCUGAGUGUGCAGGACGGCCUGGAUGAGAUGCUGGACUGGAUGAGAAGUGUGGAGAGCUCCCUGAAGGAACAGGGUCAGGUGCCCUUGAACUCUGCUGCGCUUCAGGAUCUCAUCCGCAAAAAUAUUAUGUUGGAACAGGAUAUUGCAGGUCGUCAAAGUAGUAUAAAUGCCAUGAAUGAAAAAGUGAAGACAUUUAUGGAAACAACAGACCCAUCCACUGCUUCCUCACUGCAGGCUAAAAUGAAGGACCUGUCUCUUCGGUUUUCGGAAGCCAGUCAGAAACACAAAGAAAAACUUGCCAAAAUGGAGGAGCUGCAAACCAAAGUAGAAAUGUUUGAAAGCCUCUCAGAAAAGCUCCAGGCGUUUUUAGAAACAAAAACUCAGGCUCUUGCUGAGGUUGAUGUGCCAGGAAAAGAUGUCACUGAAUUGUCUCAGUAUUUGCAGGAAUCAACUUUUGAAUUCUUAGAGCACAAGAAAGAUCUUGAAGCUUUACAUAAUCUCUUGACGGAGAUAUCUAGCCAUGGCUUACCAGGUGAUAAAGCUCUGGUUUUUGAGAAAACAAAUAAUUUGUCUAAGAAAUUCAAAGAAAUGGAGGAUACCAUCAAAGAAAAAAAAGAAGCUGCAACUUCUUGUCAGGAACAACUGGAAGUGUUCCAAGUCCUUGUUAAAUCACUAAAGUCAUGGAUAAAAGAAACAGCAGAGCAGGUCCCCAUUUUGCAGCCCUCCUUUGGUGCAGAAGAUUUAGGAAAAUCUCUGGAACUAACAAAGAAAUUACAAGAAAAGUGGAGUUUAAAAACACCAGAGAUUCAGAAAGUAAACAACAAUGGCAUCUCACUGUGUAACAUCAUAAGUGCUGUGACCACCCCUGCGAAGGCAAUAGCAGCAGUUAAAUCAGGUGGAAUAACAUUAAAUGGUGAAGGAACAGACACAAAUACACAGGAUUUUUUGACAAGCAGAGGUUUAACAUCCAUUAAGAAGGACAUGACUGACAUAAGUCAUGGUUAUGAAGAUCUCGGCCUCUUACUCAAGGACAAAGUAGCUGAACUGAAUACCAAACUCUUCAAAUUGCAGAAGGCUCAGGAAGAAUCAAGUGCAAUGAUGCAGUGGUUACAGAAAAUGAACAAGACCGCGGCAGAAUGGCAUCAGACACCAACACCUGCUGAUACUGAAGCUGUGAGGACUCAAGUUGAGCAGAAUAAGUCAUUUGAGGCAGAACUGAAGCAAAAUGUAAACAAAGUACAGGAGUUGAAGGACAAGCUGACAGAGCUGUUGGAGGAGAACCCAGAUAUUCCUGAGGUCCCCAAAUGGAAACAGAUAUUGACAGAAAUAGAUUCUAAGUGGCAAGAACUCAACCAGUUAACAGUUGACAGACAACAGAAACUGGAAGAAUCCUCCAAUAAUCUAACCCAGUUCCAGACUGUAGAAGCUCAGUUAAAACAGUGGCUUGUGGAAAAAGAACUGAUGGUUAGUGUUCUCGGGCCUCUGUCCGUUGACCCGAAUAUGCUGAACACACAAAGGCAACAGGUGCAGAUUCUGCUGCAAGAAUUUGACACCCGGAAACCUCAGUAUGAACAGCUCAGGGCAGCCAGCCAUGGCAUUUUGAGCAGACCUGGAGAAGACCCUUCUCUGCACGGGGUUGUGAAAGAGCAACUGGCAGCUGUGACCCAGAAGUGGGAUGGCCUCACAGGACAACUGAAUGACAGAUGUAGCUGGAUUGACCAAGCUAUUGUCAAAAGCACACAGUAUCAGAGCUUGCUGAGAAGCCUUUCUGGUAAACUGAGUGAACUGGAAAGUAAACUCAGCAGCAGCCUGGCUGUGAGCACACUCCCUGGUGCUGUGAACCAGCAGUUGGAAACAGCCCAGAAACUGAAACAGGAAACAGAGCAGGAAGUACAGCAGCUAAAAGUGGCCCAGGUGCUCUGUGAGGACCUGUCAGCGCUGGUGAAAGAGGACUACCUGAAAGCAGAACUCAGUAGGCAGCUGGACAGCAUCUUAAAAUCAUUUAAGGAUAUCGAACAGAAAGCAGAAAAUCUUGUCCAGCACCUUCAGGCAGCCUGUGCAAGCUCACAUCAAUUUCAGCAAAUGUCUAGAGAUUUUCAGACUUGGCUAGAUGCAAAGAAAGAAGAACAAAAGAAAUCUCAUCCAAUAUCAGCUAAACUUGAAGUCUUGGAAUCAUUAAUUAAAGAGCAGAAAAACUUUAGUAAAACUUUGGCUGCCCAGUCCAAUAUUUAUGAAAAAGCCAUUGUAGAAGGUGAAAAUCUGUUAUUGAAAACACAAGGGUCUGAGAAAUCCGCCUUACAGUUACAGCUUAACAUGAUUAAAAACAACUGGGAUGGAUUUAAUAAGCAGGUGAAAGAAAGAGAAGACAAAUUAAAAGACACUUUGGAAAAAGCCCUCAAGUACAAAGAAUGUGUAGAGACCCUCUGUCCAUGGAUAGAUAAAUGUCAGAACAACCUGGAGGUAUUGAAGUUUUGUGUGGAUCCUGCUGAAACACAGAAUUCUAUUUCCCAGUUGAAGUCUCUGCAGAAGGAAAUGGACCAACACUUUGGUAUGGUAGAACUGCUGAACAAUACAGCCAAUAGCCUACUCAGUGUUUGUGAGGUAGAUAAAGAGGUAGUUACAGAUGAGAAUAAAGCACUGAUCCAGAAGGUGGAUAUGGUCACUGAACAACUUCACAGUAAGAAAUUCUUUCUGGAGAACAUGGCCCAGAAGUUUAAAGAAUUUCAAGAAGUCUCUAAAGAAGUCAACAGGCAGCUUCAGUGUGCAAAGGAGCAGCUGGAUGUCCAUGAUUCUCUGGGGCCCCAGGCUUACAGUAACAAAUGCCUGACCAUGUUGCAGACUCAACAGAAGGCCCUACAGACCUUGAAUCUCGAGGUAGAUUUGGCUAAGAGAAUUGCUCAGGAUCUAGUGGUAGAAGCCUCAGACUCGAAAGGAACCUCUGACAUUUUAUUACAAGCAGAAACCUUAGCUAAAGAGCAUAGUACACUGAGUCAGCAGAUUGAUGAAAAGUGCUCAUUCUUAGAAACCAAGCUUCAGGGCAUUGGACAUUUCCAGAAUACCAUCCGAGAAAUGUUUUCUCAGUUCACAGAGUUUGAUGACGAACUGGAUAGCAUGUCUCCAGUGGGGAGGGAUGUAGAAACACUGCAAAAACAAAAGGAGGCUAUAAAAACCUUUCUGAAGAAACUAGAAGCCCUCAUGGCAAGCAUUGACAAUGCCAAUAAAACCUGCAAGGUGAUGCUGGCCACAGAAGAAGCUUCUCCUGACCUUGUGGGAAUCAAAAGAGACUUGGAAGCCUUAAGCAAACAGUGUAACAAGUUACUGGAUCGAGCACAUGAUAGAGAAGAGCAGGUUGGAGGAAUGCUUGAGCGUCUUAAAGAAUUCUACAGCAAAUUUAAAGACUUUUCUACUCUGCUCCAAAAGGCUGAGGAGCACGAAGAGUCACAAGGUCCUGUUGGGAUGGAGAUAGAGACCAUUAAUCAGCAGCUUGCUGUAUUCAAGGUUUUUCAAAAGGAAGAGAUUGAACCUUUGCAGGUUAAACAGCAAGAUGUCAAUUGGUUGGGUCAAGGGCUUAUUCACAGUGCUGCUAAAAACACCAGCACUCAGGCUUUGGAGCAUGACCUGGAAGAUGUCAGUGCACGGUGGAAAACUCUCAAUAAGAAGGUGGCUCAGCGAGCAGCCCAGCUACAGGAGGCCCUGCUGCACUGUGGGAGGUUCCAGGAUGCCUUGGAUUCCCUGCUCAGCUGGAUGGUGGACACUGAAGAGCUUGUGGCCAAUCAGAAGCCUCCAUCAGCUGAGUUCAAAGUGGUGAAGGCCCAGAUACAAGAACAAAAGCUUCUGCAAAGAUUGCUGGAUGACCGCAAAUCUACUGUGGAAGUAAUCAAACGAGAAGGAGAAAAAAUCGCUACAACAGCAGAACCUGCAGACAAAGUGAAGAUUUUGAAGCAGCUGAGUAUUUUGGACAGUAGAUGGGAGACACUGCUCAAUAAAGCUGAAAUGAGGAACCGUCAGUUGGAAGGUAUCUCAGUGGUAGCACAGCAAUUUCAUGAAACCUUAGAACCACUGAAUGAGUGGCUCACCACCGUAGAAAAGAGGCUGGCAAAUUGUGAACCCAUAGGAACCCAAGCAUCUAAACUUGAGGAACAGAUUGCUCAGCACAAAGCCCUAGAAGAUGACAUCAUCAGUCACAGUAAACACUUACACCAGGCUGUUAGCAUUGGCCAGUCCUUAAAGGUUUUGAGCUCCAGGGAGGAUAAAGAUGUGGUGCAGAAUAAAUUAAAUUGCUCUCAAGUGUGGUACAUUGAGAUUCAAGAGAAAAGUCUCAGCAGGUCUGAGCUCCUCCAGCAGGCCCUGUGUAAUACUAAGAUAUUUGGGGAAGAUGAAGUUGAGCUGAUGACCUGGCUGAAUGAAGUGCAUGACAAACUGAGCAAGCUCUCAGUCCAGGAUUACAGCCCUGAGGGGCUCUGGGAGCAGCAGGCUGAACUGCGGGUUCUACAAGAGGACAUCCUACUCAGAAAACAAAAUGUAGAUCAGGCAUUACUCAAUGGCUUAGAACUUCUAAAACAAACCACAGGUGAUGAAGUUUUAAUAAUUCAAGAUAAGUUGGAAGCCAUUAAAGCAAGGUACAAAGACAUUACCAAACUGAGCACUGACAUCGCCAAGACUCUGGAGCAGGUGCUGCAGCUCUCAAGGCGGCUGCACUCCACGCAUGAGGAGCUGUGUACCUGGCUGGACAAAGUGGAGGUGGAAUUACUCUCGUACGAGACUCAAGUUCUGAAAGGAGAAGCGGCAAGCCGAGCGUACAGGAGACAAAAAGAGCUGAAAGGGGAAGCUAAGCAGAACAAAGCCUUAUUGGAUUCCCUUAAUGAAGUGAGCAGUGCUUUGCUGGAACUGGUGCCAUGGAGGGCCCGAGAAGGACUGGGGAAAAUGGUGGCUGAGGACAACGAGCGCUGCCGAUUAGUGAGCGACACCCUCGCUCGGAAGGUGGAGGAGGUUGAGGCUGCCAUUCUGAGAUCACAGCAGUUUGACCAAGCUGCUGAUGCUGAGUUAUCCUGGAUUACUGAAACAGAAAAGAAAUUGAUGUCUCUGGGUGACAUCAGGCUUGAGCAAGACCAGACUUCCGCUCAGCUACAGGUUCAAAAGACAUUCACCAUGGAGAUUUUGAGACACAAGGAUAUUAUUGAUGAACUUGUUAAAUCGGGGGAUAAAAUCAUGCCCACACUGAGUGAAGAGGAAAAGCAAUCAAUGAAGAACAAACUGGACAAGGUAUUGAAAAACUAUGAUGCCAUCUGCCAGAUAAACUCAGAGAGGUAUCUGCAGCUAGAGCGGGCACAGUCCCUCGUUAGCCAGUUCUGGGAGACGUAUGAAGAACUCUGGCCAUGGCUGACAGAAACACAGAGAAUCAUCUCUCAGCUUCCUGCUCCAGCCCUCGAGUAUGAAACUCUAAGACAGCAGCAAGAAGAACAUCGGCAACUGAGAGAGUUGAUUGCUGAACAUAAGCCACACAUAGAUAAGAUGAACAAGACUGGGCCACAGUUACUGGAAUUGAGCCCAGGGGAAGGCUAUUCUAUUCAAGAGAAGUAUGUGGCAGCUGACGCCCUUUAUAGUCAAAUUAAAGAAGAUGUCAAAAAGCGUGCCGUGGCACUGGAUGAAGCCAUGUCUCAGUCAACUCAGUUCCACGACAAGAUUGACCAGGUCCGUGAGAGCCUGGAGCGUGUUGUGGAGCGUCUUAGGCAGCCGCCUUCCAUCUCGGCUGAGGUUGAGAAGAUCAAGGAGCAGAUCAGUGAAAAUAAGAACACAUCAGUGGACGUGGAAAAGCUGCAGCCAUUGUAUGAAACUCUUAAGUUGAGGGGAGAAGAGAUGAUUGCCAGAUCUGGGGGCACUGAUAAAGAUGUAUCUGCCAAAGCUAUUCAGAAUAAGCUUGACCAAAUGGUUUUCAUUUGGGAGAACAUACACACACUAGUGGAAGAAAGAGAAGCCAAACUCUUGGAUGUAAUGGAACUAGCAGAAAAGUUCUGGUGUGAUCACAUGUCACUGGUGGUUACCACUAAAGAUACUCAAGAUCUAAUUCGUGACCUGGAAGAUCCUGGAAUUGAUCCCUCAGUAGUAAAACAGCAGCAAGAAGCAGCAGAGGCUAUAAGGGAAGAAAUAGAUGGACUGCAGGAAGAGCUGGACAUGGUCAUUACCCUGGGAUCAGAACUCAUUGCUGCAUGUGGAGAACCCGAUAAGCCCAUUGUCAGGAAGAGCAUAGAUGAGUUAAAUUCAGCGUGGGAUUCUCUAAACAAAGCUUGGAAAGAUCGGAUUGACAGACUGGAGGAGGCCAUGCAGGCUGCGGUUCAGUACCAGGAUGGACUGCAGGCAGUAUUUGACUGGGUGGAUAUUGCAGGUGGUAAAUUAGCUUCAAUGUCUCCAAUCGGAACAGAUCUUGAAACUGUGAAGCAGCAGAUUGAAGAGCUAAAGCAAUUUAAGUCAGAGACUUAUCAACAACAGAUAGAAAUGGAAAGGCUGAACCAUCAAGCAGAACUUUUGCUGAAGAAAGUAACAGAGGAGAGCGACAAACACACAGUUCAAGACCCGUUAAUGGAACUGAAAUUGAUAUGGGACAGCCUGGAUGAGAGAAUUAUCAACCGACAGCACAAGCUGGAGGGUGCUCUGCUGGCCCUGGGUCAGUUUCAGCAUGCUCUGGAUGAGCUCUUGGCAUGGCUGACACACACUGAGGGCUUGCUAAAUGAACAGAAGCCUGUUGGUGGUGACCCGAAAGCCAUUGAAAUUGAACUUGCCAAACAUCACGUGCUCCAAAAUGAUGUAUUAGCGCAUCAGUCCACAGUGGAAGCUGUCAAUAAAGCAGGAAAUGAUCUAAUUGAAUCAAGUGCAGGAGAAGAAGCAAGCAACCUUCAGCACAAGCUCGAGGUUUUAAAUCAACGCUGGCAAAAUGUUUUGGAAAAAACAGAACAAAGGAAGCAGCAGCUGGAUGGUGCCUUGCACCAGGCCAAAGGCUUCCAUGGCGAGAUUGAGGAUUUGCAGCAGUGGCUGACUGACACAGAGCGUCACCUGUUGGCGUCUAAGCCUCUGGGAGGUUUGCCGGAAACGGCCAAAGAGCAGCUUAAUGCCCACAUGGAAGUUUGUGCUGCCUUUGAUGUUAAAGAAGAAACUUAUAGGAGCCUGAUGCAGAAAGGCCAACAGAUGCUUGCAUCAUGCCCCCAAACUGCAGAGACAAAUGUUGAUCAAGACAUAAAUAACUUGAAAGAAAAAUGGGAAUCAGUGGGAACGAAACUCAACGAAAGGAAAGCUAAACUGGAAGAGGCUCUCAGCUUGGCAGUGCAGUUUCACGACUCCCUCCAGGACUUCAUCAGCUGGCUCACUCAAGCAGAGCAAACCCUGAAUGUGGCUUCCCGACCAAGUCUCAUCUUGGACACGGUCUUGUUUCAAAUUGAUGAGCAUAAGGUCUUUGCCAAUGAAGUAAAUUCUCACCGUGAGCAGAUAAUAGACCUGGACAAAACUGGAACUCACCUGAAGUAUUUCAGUCAGAAACAAGAUGUUGUCCUAAUUAAGAACCUACUUAUCAGUGUACAAAAUCGGUGGGAAAAAGUAGUUCAACGACUAGUAGAAAGGGGAAGAUCCUUGGAUGAUGCAAGGAAGAGAGCCAAGCAGUUCCAUGAAGCAUGGAGUAAACUUAUGGAGUGGCUAGAAGAGUCAGAAAAGUCGUUGGAUUCUGACCUGGAAAUUGCCAAUGAUCCAGACAAAAUAAAAACACAGCUUGCACAGCAUAAGGAGUUUCAGAAAUCACUCGGAGCCAAGCACUCUGUCUACGAUACCACCAACCGAACUGGACGUUCUCUAAAGGACAAAACCUCCUUGGCUGAUGACAGCCUGAAGCUGGACAACAUGCUAAGUGAACUUAGAGACAAGUGGGACACUAUAUGUGGAAAGUCUGUGGAGAGACAAAACAAAUUGGAGGAAGCACUGUUAUUCUCUGGACAAUUCACAGAUGCCCUGCAGGCCCUCAUUGAUUGGUUGUAUAGAGUUGAACCGCAGCUGGCAGAAGAUCAGCCUGUCCACGGUGACGUUGAUUUGGUGAUGAAUUUGAUUGAUAAUCACAAGGUCUUCCAAAAAGAGCUGGGGAAGAGGACCAGCAGUGUACAGGCCCUAAAGCGCUCUGCCCGGGAGCUUAUAGAAGGCAGCCGGGAUGACUCUUCCUGGGUCAAGGUCCAGAUGCAGGAGCUGAGCACACGCUGGGAGACAGUGUGUGCACUUUCUGUAUCAAAGCAGACUCGGCUGGAAGCAGCCCUGCGUCAGGCAGAAGAGUUCCAUUCAGUGGUACAUGCCCUCUUGGAGUGGCUGGCCGAGGCAGAGCAAACCCUGCGUUUCCAUGGUGUUCUCCCAGAUGAUGAGGAUGCUCUCCGAACUCUCAUUGACCAGCACAAAGAAUUCAUGAAGAAACUGGAAGAAAAAAGAACAGAGCUCAAUAAAGCUACCAGUAUGGGUGAUGCCGUUUUGGUGAUCUGCCAUCCUGAUUCCGUCACCACCAUUAAGCACUGGAUUACAAUCAUCCGGGCCAGGUUUGAGGAGGUACUGGCCUGGGCAAAGCAGCAUCAGCAGAGAUUAGUGAGUGCUCUGGCUGGGCUCAUUGCUAAAAAGGAGUUGUUGGAAGCUUUGCUGGCUUGGUUGCAGUGGGCUGAAACUACGCUCAAUGAGAAGGACAGAGAAGAUAUCCCCCAGGAGAUCGAGGAACUGAAAGCCCUCAUUGCAGAGCACCAGUCCUUCAUGGAGGAAAUGACCAGAAAACAGCCUGAUGUUGAUAAAGUAACGAAGACUUAUAAGCGGAGAGGAGCUGACCCUCCCUCAUUGCAGUCCCACAUUCCAGUUCUGGAUAAGGGGCGAGCAGGAAAAAAACGCUUUCCAGCAUCCAGCUUAUAUCCCUCUGGAUCACAGACACAAAUUGAAACCAAGAAUCCCAGGGUAAACCUGCUGGUGAGCAAAUGGCAGCAAGUCUGGCUCCUCGCGUUGGAAAGGAGGAGGAAGCUCAAUGAUGCCUUAGACAGGCUGGAAGAGCUGAGGGAAUUUGCUAACUUUGAUUUUGAUAUUUGGCGCAAAAAAUACAUGCGGUGGAUGAAUCACAAGAAAUCCCGAGUGAUGGACUUCUUCAGGAGAAUUGAUAAAGAUCAGGAUGGGAAGAUUACUCGGCAAGAAUUUAUUGAUGGAAUUCUUUCCUCAAAGUUCCCAACCAGUCGCCUGGAGAUGAGUGCAGUUGCAGACAUCUUUGACAGAGACGGUGAUGGAUAUAUUGACUACUAUGAAUUUGUAGCAGCUCUUCAUCCAAAUAAAGAUGCGUACAAACCCAUCACAGAUGCUGACAAAAUUGAAGAUGAGGUCACAAGGCAGGUAGCUAAGUGUAAAUGUGCAAAACGAUUUCAAGUUGAACAGAUCGGUGAUAACAAAUACAGGUUCUUCCUGGGAAAUCAGUUUGGAGACUCCCAGCAGCUGCGGCUGGUUCGGAUCCUUCGAAGUACCGUGAUGGUCCGUGUUGGAGGUGGAUGGAUGGCACUUGAUGAGUUCUUAGUGAAAAAUGAUCCUUGCAGGGUUCAUCAUCAUGGGAGUAAAAUGUUACGUUCGGAAUCAAACUCUUCAAUUACUACUACUCAGCCUACUAUAGCUAAAGGAAGGACCAACAUGGAGCUGCGUGAGAAGUUCAUCUUAGCAGAUGGUGCCAGUCAGGGCAUGGCUGCCUUCCGACCCCGGGGCCGCAGAUCUCGGCCUUCCUCUCGGGGAGCUUCACCAAACAGAUCAACUUCUGUGUCCAGCCAGGCUGGUCAGGGGGCCUCCCCACAGGUUCCUGCCACCAGCACACCCAAGAUUCUCCAUCCUUUAACACGCAAUUAUGGUAAACCAUGGUUGACAAACAGCAAAAUGUCAGCUCCUUGUAAGCCAGCAGAGGGCCCAGACUUUGCCGUGUCGUCUGCAGAGGGAACACCAAUACAAGGCAGCAAGCUGCGACUUCCAGGGUAUUUAUCAGGAAAAGGCUUCCACUCUGGAGAGGAGAGUGGCUUGAUCACAGCGGCAGCUGCCAGAGUCCGAACACAGUUUGCUGAUCCCAGGAGGACGCCCAGCCGACCCGGAAGCCGUGCUGGCAGCAAAGCUGGCAGCAGGGCCAGCAGCCGCAGAGGCAGUGAUGCGUCCGACUUUGACAUCUCGGAAAUCCAGUCUGUGUGCUCAGAUGUGGAGCCGGUCCCCCAGACACACAGACCUGUACCCCGAGCAGCUUCUCGGCCAUCCACAGGCAAGCCUUCCAAAAUCCCCACACCUCAGAGGAGAUCACCUGGCAGCAGACUGGACAAGUCCUCCAAGAGAUAGUGCAGUCUGCUCCUCUGGGCCUUCCUUAAACAUUUAUUAUUUAAGUUUGAACAGUGUAAAGUAUGAUGUAGAAAUGAUUGUGAAAUACCCCAGGAGAUGAGUUGAAAAUUCUGCAGAUGGCCUUAUCUGUGUAUAUGCCUUUUUAUUUGAUCUGUAUCAUUUUUUGGUCAGAUAUUCUGGGGCUAAAGUCACAUCAUAUGUGAUAGGGAAGAAAGAGUUUGAUGUGAGCUAACAUUUCUGCACCUAACAUGCACACUAAGCACACACUAAAGUCAGUUACUGUACUACAGGUAAGUCUCCAUUCUCUCUGACGA